Opisthorchis viverrini is the source of this 201-nucleotide messenger RNA. RefSeq lists its product as hypothetical. Bases 1 to 201 code for a protein of 66 amino acids. Lineage: Eukaryota; Metazoa; Platyhelminthes; Trematoda; Opisthorchiida; Opisthorchiidae. The record is from RefSeq and is a predicted model, not a curated record. The transcript has a single exon.
AUGGCUAGCAAUCACAAUCAGCACCAUGCUGGCAUUAGUCCAUCGUUCGAGCAUGCGACCGGAUCAUCCACAAAUAUUACAACACGUUUCACUCGUCGCGAUAUCGAGAAGAAUGUUGUCGUGAUGGUGACAGAGAGCAUAACGGACGAUCUAUUAUCAUCCAGAACUCACAAUAAUCAUCACCAGAGAACAGCAGGAUAG